Mercenaria mercenaria is the source of this 1092-nucleotide messenger RNA. RefSeq lists its product as uncharacterized. The record is from RefSeq and is a predicted model, not a curated record. The annotation marks the transcript as partial. The transcript is spliced from 6 exons. NCBI's taxonomy places the organism in Eukaryota, Metazoa, Mollusca, Bivalvia, Venerida, Veneridae.
AUUAACUGCAAUGAGUGCAUUGAUAUUCUUUAGACCAUGAAUUGUAGCAGAACAUAUCAUAUACUUAAACAAAAUGUCUGGUCUGAACCAACAGUUGAUUUAUGCGAUGAAAUAAAGAUGUAAAGAUUGUGAAUAUGGCUACAGCAGCACCAACAGACAACAGAGUGUAUCUCUACCGCUUGCUAACGCUUAACAUAGACUGCGGCACUACAAUCGUUAGGAAUUUAAUUGACGACAAAUGCCGAAAUACUGCACUAACAGCCCUUCUAGCUCAAGAGAGAAGAACUGUGAUCAACCUUAGAGCAAACAAAACAAUAACGAAGGUCCAGAUUGAUUUGUUGUAUCCGCAAAGUGGCACCCCUCCCACGACGGCGGACUUCGAUCUUAGUCUUGCUACAUGCCUUCUAAGGAGCUUAAAACAGUUUGGUUUAAAUUCCAAGUUUACCUGGAAUGCUACACCACAGCCAGGAGAUACUUCACUUGAAGCGGAUUUAUGUCGCCUGCGAAUGUAUCGGAAUGAACUGGCGCAUAUAUCUUCGACGACAGGAAUCCAGGAAACAGAUUUUUCAGCUAAAUGGGCUGAUAUCGAAGGGGCUUUGCACAGACUGAACGGCUUAGUUCAAAAUCCUGUUCAGGGCCUACAACAAAUCAUUAAUGAUUACAAAACUGGUCCUCUUGAUCCCGAAGCAGAAAAAGAAAUAGAAAAACAAAUAGAGAAGAUGCAAAAAAUGGAGGAAAGAUUAGAAAUUGAAGUGCAGGAUAUAAAGAAAGGUGUUGCCGACGUAACGAAAGAUAUUCACGAAAUGAAAGACGAGGUUAUCGAAGUGAAAGGAGGUGUUCACACAGUAUUAAAAGAUGUUCACAAACUAAAAGAAGAUUUUAAAUCAACACACAAAAGGAUGGAUGAGCUGGAAAAGCAGAGGGCAUCAGAAGAAACAAAAAAAGGAGUCGGAGAGAAGACGCCGAACGUAUUUGAAAGAAUAUAUGGAUGGUUUACAUUCAGCAACCACCAGAAGAAAGAAGAAACAGAGUCAAGUAUGCCGUUAUAUGCACACCCGGCAGCGGAAGAUGUGUAUCUUCAGAUGAAAAAAA